Peronospora matthiolae is the source of this 288-nucleotide messenger RNA. NCBI's taxonomy places the organism in Eukaryota, Oomycota, Peronosporomycetes, Peronosporales, Peronosporaceae. The record is from the annotation of a GenBank genome assembly.
AUGGAGACGGAUGACUUGCACACACGAUAUGCGCAGCUAUAUCAGCGCCGCGCCUUCCAAGAGGGCCAGGCUCAGACCGAUCAAGAAAGCAGCGAUUCUGCGAGGACCAGGCCAGAUGAGAGCGCGUUAGAAACGGAUCCGGAUGGCACUUCCACGGGACGUACCAACAAGAAAACUUCACCAGGGGAAACGAUCCCUGAGCCAGCUGAGGGAAGUAUUCCGGCUGCUUCAGCAUCUCUACGGUCUGCCCAAUCACCGCCCCCCACGAUACGCUUCACGCUUUGGUAG